UGGAAAAUUAACGGGAUAAUGAACCAGUAGCGGCGCGUACGUCUUUUGGUGACGUAUGACGCACUGAGCCGAGCCGAUCCAGCCUACAGCUGACUCCCCUGUUCAUUCUCAGGCCGGGUAGGACCCCAGCAAUAUUACUGCUCAUCGGUUAAACCUACGGAGAUCGGGCUUUACAAUCGCCAUCCAUCCUUUCAACACACAACAUUUUGUGGAACUAUAACACUGUCACUGAUCAGAACAUACCAUAAGUCGUUGAAUCGAAUCAGAAGGCACUGGGAAGAGGCGCAAAGAAAAAUUUCCAUACUCGAUGACAUUACAUCGCAAUGUCCGAUCGUUUGGGGCAAAUAACCAAGUCCAAGGAUGGGAAAAGCAAGUAUUCCUCACUCAGCCUAUUUGACAAGUACAAGGGAAAAUCAAUAGAAACUCAGAAAAACACAGUUCAGCGACAUGGCUUGCAGAGUCUUGGCAAAGUGGCCACAGCCCGGCGCAUGCCCCCACCCGCUCACCUGCCUAGCUUGAAGUCAGAAAACAAAGGAAACGAUCCCAACGUGAUUAUUGUGCCCAAAGACGGUACAGGAUGGGCGAACAAGCAGGAACAACCCGAUCAAAAGAGUUCUGUUGCGUCAAUACCACAGCUGCCGGAGUUGCAGCCGCCGCUGGCUUUACAGAAAUCUGUCUCCAAUCUUCAGAAGCCCUCACCGGUAGCCAGCCAGGAGAGCACAAACAUAGGUGGACCAAAGCAAUGGGCCCAGCUAAAUGGAAAGGCAGUAGAGCUAGAUGGUUCAAGGGCCUCAAACCGACUUCAGCCCUUCUCUCACGAGGAAUUUCCCACUCUGAAGGCAGCUGGAGAACAGGACAGGGCUGGCAAGGAAAGAAGCGGCUUCGAUCCGUCGUAUGGGCCCGGACCAAGCCUCCGCCCCCAGAAUGUGACGAGCUGGAGGGAAGGUGGUGGCAGGAACCUUCAACCCUCGUCCCUGACCCCUGGCCUGCCUGCAGAUCCUGAGGGUAAGCCCACUGCCCUUGGUGAGAGUGGUACCCUUCCAGCCUCAUCUCACCCCUCCUCUGCCACUGGCACAACCUCAUCCAAUGCAGUGACAGCUCAGUCACCAGGCCUCGACCCCAAGGAGCCAUCCCUGCGACCUGCUCAGCCUGUCCGCAGAACAGCUGUCCCCACUGCUCUGCAGUACCAGCUUUACCACACUUCCACUGCUGUCUACCAUGACAUGUUGCCCGCAUUUAUGUGCUCAAAAGAGACACGUGAAACCCCAGGUACAGAACACGUUCCUACCACCGUAGCAGCCCCAGCCCGAUUUGACAGCAAACCAACAUUUCGACAGAGCUACGCCAAACCUGAACUUGUCAACGGUGAUGUGAGAAGAGAGAACCGCUUUGUCCGUGCUCCACCACGACUCUCUUCUCAGCCUAUUCGCAGGCCUGGUGACAGACCACUGCGCCCUGCCAUCAUUAAUCCAGAGGACCUGAAGGAUCUGGAUGAACUUGACAAUGACUGUGAAGAUGGAUGGGCUGGACUCCAUGAAGAAGUUGAUUAUAGUGAGAAGCUCAAGUUCAGCGAUGAUGAAGAAGAACACUCAUCAAAUGAUAAGAACAAGAUGUGGACUGAAUGGGAGAAGGAGAGAGAGAACCAGCGUGACUGCCAGUCCUCAAGUUCAGGUGAGACAUCUUACCCCCAGGAGGGCCCUGAGGAGAGUUACUCUUACCAACAUCACCAUCAUGAGCCUCCCAGGAAGAGCAGUGGUAGAUAUCUCUCUGUGGAAACCCAGAAAAACCAGAGUGAGCCAUUGGCUGACCAGGAAGAUCACCAGCGCCUGUCUCAGACUCAGGCUCCUGCUAGGGCAAAGUAUGUGUCACCCGAGCUGUCUGAGGCUGUUGAGAGAGCCCGCAGACGCCGGGAGGAGGAGGAGAGGCGUGCCCGUGAAGAACGCCUGGCUGCCUGUGCUGAAAAACUCAAAAAGCUGGAUGAGAAGCUUGGGAAGACUGAAAGGCAGACGGAGGGCCAGAAAGAGGGAGAGGGUAAAGAAGCCCCUCUCUCCCCAAAUAGGGAACAAAGUAAAGGCCACCAUGACAGCUGGCAUUAUAGCACAAAAGAUGAGUGUCGCACAGACAGCUCCCCUGGUCAUAGUUACUGUGGGGAACAUGGCUUCUCUGCCUACCGUGGCAGCGCAGAUGAUGGCCAAGAGCCUUCCUCCCCCUCAGGAGACUACACUAUACGUCAUCCCCCCAAACCCAUCCCACCGCGCUUUCAAAAGCAGCCACAGCAACAGGAACAAGUUUACAAGAUGCAGCAUUGGCAGCAGUCGGGUCACCCUGCCCCAUCUGGCUCAAGCCAUUCCCAGCGGGGCUACUAUCCCCCACAUGUUCUCGGAUUUGACCCCCGCUGGAUGAUGAUGCCUCCUUUCAUGGAUGCCCGCAUGACCCAAGGACGAUCUCCUGUGGACUACUACCAAGGUGCUGUCCACUCCUCAGAUAAAUAUCCUGGUUCUGAUGAUGGAUGCCAUUCCAACCUGCACCCGGAGAGAAGAGCCCCUUCCACUGAACCUUACCCUAUGUGGAACCAAGAUGGCUACCCCUUGCGCAGCUUUACUCCACCUUACCAGAGACAACAUGAAAGCACAGACAGUGGUCAGCCAGAUGACAGAAGUGAUAUGGCCUGCUCUCAACAGGACUUGUAUGAAGAGAGGGCCAAUGAGUGCUUGACUUAUGAUGACGAUCUCCCUCAUCAUGCUUACCAGAGCCGAGGCUCAGACAGAGAACACCAUACCCAAGGCUUGCUGACCACUGCUCAGAACCACUCCCAGAAUCAUGCAGAUAGUGAAUACCUAAAAGAAGACUCUAGAGACAAACAUUUGAAAGAUGGUUCUACAUUUCAUGAUGACAUCCUAGAUGGCUCCAAGGACAAAUGGAAAAGAGAUGGAGGCCAGAAACAAGACACAGGACUCAACAGUACCCAAAGCCAGUGGUCUGAACCCAGUUCUAGUUCCAGUAGUAGUGUCGGCCAGCCUUCCGAGAACAGUGGGCGCACUUUGACUCGCAGAACCGGGCCUAUCAAGAAACCAGUUCUCAAAGCUCUCAAAGUGGAAGACAAAGAAAAUGAGAAGCCUAAAGCUGAGCCUGAGGAGAAGCCUGUCCCAUACCGUCUAGAGAAGGAAGUCCUUACUAAUGUUUAUGACUUGAAGAAAGAUAACCAGCCUGCCAGCAACAGGCGUUCAGUCUCACCUGUUGUUGAGAAACAACCAGAAGAAAGGCAGCGUCCGUCACCAGUUCCAACCAAAACAGAAAGGCUUCUGAGCACACACAGUGACGACUCCCCAAAAGAGAGCACCUGGGACAGUGGCAAGGGCCAUUCCCUCAGAGAUAAUCAAGAAAACCGGGAGCCCCAGGCACCACGACGUAAUAACUGGAUCUUCAUCGAUGAAGAACAGGCCUUUGGUGCAGUCAGGGGAACAGGUAGGGGCCGCAGCCGAGGAUUUAGAGAAUUCAGCUCCAGAGGUGGAACCCGUGGUGGUCGAAGUGGAGACAAUCUCCGGGGGGCUUAUAACAACAGUAACAGUAGUGGCACUCAGCGCACAGGCAGAGGCCGAGCACCACCUAGAGACCUUAUCAAGGUGGAGGAGUUCCAGAGAGGCAAGCCACGGAGGCGAAAUGUCAGUGAGACCUUGAGUGAAGCUUCUGAGUAUGAAGAGCUACCCAAGAGGCGUCGGCAGAAGGGAUCUGAAAAUGGAGAAGGUUACACAGAAUCUGGAGAAGUCCGUAAAGCUGACAGAGACUCUUGGAGAUCCAAUAAAGUUUAUACAGAUGACCAGACAGCCACUGAUUCCAGAGAAAAGGCCAAGACCAGCAGGGGCUUUGGAGGUCGCAUGCUGCCUCCAAGACUGAACACCACUGGAAGUUACAGUCGAAACUUUGGAGGCUCCAGGGACAUUUCUACAUGGCGAGGCCGUGGCCCCCAGUUUAGUAGCAGUGGUGGUGCUAUUCAAGAAAAUGGUUAUGGUCCUGGAGCUGAGACAUCUUACUCACGUAGACCACCUGUUGAACGUGAGACCCUCAAAUACAGCCCAAAAUUCACUGGCUCUUUCACUGAAAAUGGCACAGAGGACCGUGAAGGAGAGUAUUACUUUGACAAUGACAACCCUGACAGGCAGAUGUUAAGGAGACGGCGUCCACCCCGUCAAGACAAGCCUCCGCGCUUCCGUCGUCUGCAACAAGAACGUGAACCUUGCUCAAAUCAAUGGACGAGUGAUGAGUACAUAAAUGGGGAAUUUGCAAACCCCUGGCCUAGUCACUCCAAAGGUAGUGGGGAAGACAACUGGCCCAGUGGCCAUUAUUCUGGUGGACGUUCUAGCCAGCAUGGCCAAGCUGAGGAAUGGGAGACAGGAUCGGACAACAGUGACUUUGGGGACUGGAGAGAGAAGCGAGGUGGAAGUGCAGUUGCAUCUACACAGGGACAUGUUGAUAUUCCCUCUGACUCUGGCCACAGUGAACCAGGUUCUGGUGAGAAGAGGGAACUUUCCAAGAGAAGCUUCUCCAGUCAGAGGCCAUUGGUGGAACGGCAGAACAGGAAAGGAGAGUCAUCACUGCUGGAAGUGAGCAAGAUGGCACAUACACCUGACCACCCCCCCACCUCCUCCUCUAACAGGAGUGACAGUUGGCAGAAUGGAGGGACUUCUUGUAAGAGCAGGAGCCCUGAUGAAUCUGGCCCAAUCUACAGCAUAGAGCCGCCAGAGGAGAGGGAGCCCACUGAGCCCUCUGGGAAAAAAUUGGACAAAGCACUGAAACCAGGAUCUGUCAAGACGGACAUAGCCGAACCUCUGUCCCAGUAUGAACUCGGCGGCUACCCACUUGAGGGGGAUGCAGGGGGACCAGUUUCAAAUCCAGAUGGAUACCAAAAUGCCUUGUCCAAAAAGCAAAGACGUCCACAAGAUGAUGAGAGGAGGAGGAAGGAACAGGGAGCUGCUGUGCCAGUGAAGAACAGGCCAAUUGCAUCUAAGAUGCCGCCACGCUUUGCCAAAAAGCAGGGAAGCAUGAGCAUUGAACAACCUGAAGAGGUGCUUUCUUCCAACAACUUAGGAACUGAAAUCUGGGAGACCAACAGUUCAGCUCUUUCAGUACCAUCUUCAGGUGGAGACUCGUGGACUAAACAGGUGUCUUAUACUGGGAGUGAGCCCAACUCUGAGGACUCAGAUGCUGGUCCGGAGCAGAGUAAAGAACAGCACAAGCCAGGACCCAUUGGAAAUGAACGCUCCCUGAAGCACCGCAAGGGCUCAGAAGGUGUUGAUCGGCUGGAAGGUGGCUCCAUCACUCCAGUCAAUGGUGUGGACCUCCACGUGGACGCUGUGCUGCCUGUGCCUCCUAUUGAGUUUGGUGUCAGUGCCAAAGACUCUGACUUUAGUCUGCCACCAGGCUCCACCCCAGUUCCCGUGUCCAAUCCUGUUAACAAGCUUCAGGACGCACUUACCACCAAUUCGGCUCUCAAUCAGAGUAUCCCCAUGCUACGUUCCAACCACCUGCAGCCUGGCAUUAACCUCAACCCCAUCUCCUUCCCCAGUGCUGACCUUACUCUUAAGAUGGAAUCGGCACGCAAGGCAUGGGAGAACUCCCAGUCCCUCCCUGAGCAGGGCUCUCCUGGCGGAGGUGCUUCAGGUGCUCAGCCUCCCUGCAGUGUUGGCUCAUCCAGUGGGGUCAGCUACAGUUCUUUUGGAGGUGUUUCCAUGCCUCCAAUGCCUGUGGCAUCAGUUGCACCUUCCAUGUCCAUGCAAGGUAAUCAUAUUCCCCCAUUGUAUCUGGAUGGUCAUGUCUUCCCAAGCCAACCACGCCUUGUACCUCCCACCAUGACCCAGCAGCAGACCUACCAACAGGCGGCUGCAGCCCAGCAGAUACCCAUCUCUUUACACACGUCUCUUCAGGCUCAGGCUCAGCUGGGACUUCGAGGAGGUCUACCUGUUUCUCAGUCCCAGGAAAUGUUCAACUCUAUUCCCCCCUUCAGGUCCCAGGUUUACAUGCACCCCAACCUGUCACAACCCAGCCCCAUGGUGCUGUCGGGAGGAGCCCCUCUCAAGGGGCCCUACUCAGCUUUCCCUGGCAUGCAGCCCUCAGACAUAGUCAAGUCACAGUCAGGCUCACACUACCAGCCUAUGAAUGGCAACCAGCAGUUAGUCUAUGACAGCCAGAUGAACCAGGGGCCUGGUAUGGGUUCUUCCCAGUUAAUGGACUCCCAGCUCAUCCAGGUUGGUGAACUGGUGAAGUUCUGUUUCAGAACUAACAAGGUGACCAUGCCACUGCCUGGCUCUCAGCUGCGCUAUGGCUCAGCUCAACAACAUCUCAUCCUCCCACAGUCCAUCCAGCUACAGCAGGGGCAGAACCUGUCUGUCGGAGGCCCACGCAGAAUGCUGCCACCUGGCUCCCAGCCGGCGGUCAUGACUGGCAGCCGAGAGGGUUCCCAGAUUGAAAUGAAAGGGUUCCAGUUCACUGAGAAGCCCAACCACUCCCCAGGCAUGUCCGGAGGGUCCUAUAGGCCUGGGUCUGCCAGCCCCAGUGGGAAGCUUUCUUGUCCUGGGGGCCCCAUUGGCCCUCUACCUACACAUUUUACUCAACAGGUCCCACCUGCUCAAGGCAGCAUGGUGAUGCACAUGCGGCCUACCACCACUGGCCCUUUCCCCACCCCCAUCCAGAGACCCGUCAUGCAGGUCAACAAGCCUGUCAUCAUCCGCUCCCCCUCUUACCCCAGUCCUGGCCGUGACCCUUCCCACUCUACCCCUCCCUCUGCCCCCGAGCCCCCCGUCAAAGGGUCAGAGGAUGGCAUGAAGAAUAAAACCAUCAGAGAAGUGCGCAAGGCAGUGGGUGAGGGCAAGACACCACCUGGGGGCAUGACCAGCAAACUCCAGGAGCCCCUGCCCUCUACGGGGCAAGCCAAACCAGCACGCACUGGAGCCAUAAAACCCCAGGCUGUCAAAGUAGAGGAGGGCAAGGCAUAAAAAUGGACCUUAAAAUCCUCAUCAUCACCCAGCCUGCCAACACAAAGCCCCAUGACCAGUGUCUGAGCCUUCUCAGACUCAUUUUAUCCCAAGGCGCACCAAGGCAAGGGGCAAACAUGGAAACAUGAUGAAUCACCCCUCUUGGACUGUCAGAACUGGACACAGUUUCACACCACACAUAGAGAUAUACAUAUAUAUAAAUAUAUACAUAGACACAGUCUUUAAAGCAGAGCUCUUCAAGGUCCUCUCUAAUUUAUUGUUGUCACUUUUAAGGGGAGAAUGGUAAAGAUAAAAUAUUUUUUGUUUCUCCUCAACGUGGAUAAAAGGAAAAUGUCCAGCUCAGACAGAUGGUUCAUUUUUCAUGUCAAUUUGCCAAACUGUAUUUUACACCCUGUUUAUGGACUGUAGCCCUUAAAGACCAGGCAGACACUUGAGUGGUUAUGAAAAGCAAAGUCUGUCUAUUUUGUUUUUGUUUUAUUUUAACAUAUUUGAGAUGAAAUGGGGCACUUUGUCAUUUUUCAGUGACAUUUUUGCUGGUAAAUAAAGGUUCAAAUCAUCAUUACACAUUCAUCCUACUGGUAAAGGACUUGUUUUUUUCACCCAGAAAAUUCUGAAUUCCAAGUUAUGGAUACCAUUGCAUGUCAACAUGGCAAAAGUCAAGCGUGUCAGCCUAGAAUUGUUACUUCUUUGUGUAGCCCGGGAACUGUGGCGAAACUUAGAUUGGUAGAAAUGAAUUCUUUUCUUAAGCCUUUGUUGUUUGCUUUUACCUUCUGUUGUUUGCUCUCUUCUGUAUGUAAACUGAGACAAAAUAGUCUAUUUUACCAAAACCAUGUUGCUUCCAUGGGAACUUCACUGGCGUUGAUAGCGUGUGCAUGUGAUAUACUGAAUGUGUGUAAACUUGCAGGACUCCUACUUAGAAGCUAGGAACAUUUCACAAAGACUGUACCCCAACUCCUCGUUCAUUAUGCUGCCAUCGACCAUGCAGACUUUGAUCAACCAAGCUGGCAGCAGUUUGGGGUUUAUUGUAAAGUUUUGUGUGGGCUGGGGAGGGGGGGAUGCAUUCACAAUUGCUAUAAAGGACCCCAAAAAUACCUGAUUGAAAUGUUUACUGUAUCACUGUAUUUGGGUGAAUCAGAUUGUUCAAUUAUGAACGUGAUUUUUUUUUUUUU
Molecule: messenger RNA, 8158 nt
Organism: Monopterus albus (swamp eel)
Lineage: Eukaryota; Metazoa; Chordata; Actinopteri; Synbranchiformes; Synbranchidae
Gene: prrc2b
Product: proline-rich coiled-coil 2B
Exons: 31
Coding region: 324-6989 (2221 amino acids)
Biological process (GO): cell differentiation
Source: RefSeq, a predicted model, not a curated record